This is a messenger RNA of Penicillium nucicola, 837 nucleotides long. Its product is annotated as thioesterase family protein. The coding region runs from base 1 to 837 and encodes 278 amino acids. The transcript has 3 exons. The record is from RefSeq and is a predicted model, not a curated record. NCBI's taxonomy places the organism in Eukaryota, Fungi, Ascomycota, Eurotiomycetes, Eurotiales, Aspergillaceae. Gene Ontology annotation, molecular function: fatty acyl-CoA hydrolase activity.
AUGUUACGACCAGUCCUUCGAACGCCGCUCGCUGCGCCAACUGUCUCCCUGGUUCCUGCGCCUCGUCUACUGUCGACUACUUCUCCCACACAGGAACCCCGCACCUCGACCUCGGAAAAUGCGCCGGCAAAGCCACAUCGCAUCGACCCGCGAUGGCUGACAAUGAUCAAGCGACGGAUCGGAAAGUGCAUGAUGUUUGGAUUGAAAGCAGAUCAGAUCGAUGAGGGAGGGAAAAUUCUGCAGCAAUUGGCCAAGGAUUGGCGUGAAUUGAUUGCUGGCAGUGAGGGUUUUUUGACCGAUCAUAAACGGCGUGGCCAUGUGAACAAUGUCACCUACGUUCGAUAUGCCGAGACAGCUCGAGUAAACUGGACACGAAACAUCGGAACUCAUAUCGAUCCCGCAAAUAAGAAGGAAUGGAAUAAUCUGGUUGGCUCCACAGGAAUUGGACUCAUCUUGCGAAGCAUCAAGGUGGACUAUAAAUUUCCUAUGACAUCACCGGACAAGAUAACCGUCUACCAAAGGCUAGUCCCCGACUCAAACUCAUUCCUCGCCAGACAAUCUGCAUUCCAGCUGCAGGUCUUGAUUCUUUCAGAAGCAAAACAGCGUCCCGCUGCCCGUUGCCACGAGGAUAUCGUGACAUAUGAUUACAAGAAGAACCAGAAGACGCAUCAUCUCCCUCCUUUUAUUAAGGACCAGUUCAAAGUAAUCUAUGAACUGCAGGAACAGGCCCAGAAGGAAUGGCAGCAGCAGAUUGUUGAGAUUGAGAACCGCGUGCGGACUCUUGAGCUUGAGAGCUGGGACCGCGUGGAUGCCGUUGAGGAUAAUGGGUCUUCUUAA